Sceloporus undulatus (fence lizard) is the source of this 3752-nucleotide messenger RNA. It is a transcript of the gene COL8A1, whose product is annotated as collagen type VIII alpha 1 chain. Lineage: Eukaryota; Metazoa; Chordata; Lepidosauria; Squamata; Phrynosomatidae. The record is from RefSeq and is a predicted model, not a curated record. Gene Ontology annotation, molecular function: protein binding. The transcript is spliced from 4 exons. The coding region runs from base 250 to 2466 and encodes 738 amino acids.
UAAUUGACUUUUUUCAGGAUAGAGAUGUGAUUAUGUGAACUGGCCAUAGAUCUUCGCUGGAAGAAUAAUUAGAUCUUAAAUCUAUAUAUUUUAUUACUCUAUCUGUACCUGUUUAAGUCUUUACAUAUCCUGAGGUGGUGCUGUUAAAAUAGCAUUCUUUGCUUACCAAAGUCUGAUGAAGAGCCAAGACUUCUGAAAAUACCAGUGCACUGAUCCACAGCUCCAUCCAUUCCCCAAAGUCUUACUGUUAUGACAAUGUUCCUCAUACCCAGAUGGCCACUGGCGGUGAUUGUAACCAUUUAUCUUGGGCUACUAAAAUCUACCCACGCUGGUGCUUACUAUGGGAUCAAGCAGAUACCUCCCCAAGUGCCACAAUACCAACCCCUUGGACAACAAGUACCUCACAUGCCAUUGGGCAAAGAUGGCCUUCCUAUGCAGCACAUGGGCAAGGAGGGACCACAUCUUUCAUAUGGAAAAGAAUAUGUGCCUCAGUACAUAAAAGAAAUUCCACAGAUCCCUAUGCUGGGCAAGGAGAGGAUUUCAAAGAAAGAGAAAGCAGAAAUCCCAUUAGCCAGUUUGAGAGGUGAACGAGGUCCACCUGGAGAGCAAGGACCAAGAGGCCCACCUGGACCUCCAGGAAUACCAGGACAUGGAGUGCCAGGAUCCAAAGGCAAACCAGGCCCACAAGGAUACCCAGGGAUUGGCAAGCCGGGUAUGCCUGGAAUGCCAGGAAAACCAGGAGGAAUGGGGGCUCCUGGACCAAGAGGUGAGAUGGGGCCAAAGGGAGAGAUUGGGCCAAUGGGCAUUCCAGGACCCCAAGGACCACCAGGACCUCAUGGACUACCUGGGAUAGGAAAACCAGGGGAUAGAGGAUUGCCAGGACAGCCUGGAGCAAAGGGGGAGCCAGGAAUGAAAGGGCCACCUGGAAUCCAAGGCCCUCCAGGUCCCAAAGGAGAUAAAGGUGUUGGAAUUCCAGGACUGCCAGGGCUAAAAGGUCCUCCUGGUUUGCCUGGCCCUCCAGGUCCUGUUGGACUACCCGGGAUAGGCAAACCAGGCCUGAUUGGUUUUCCAGGCCCACAGGGACCCGCAGGCAAACCAGGCCUUCCAGGAGAGCCAGGGCCUCAAGGAUUAGGUGGAGCUCCUGGGAUUCAAGGGCCUCCUGGCAUUCCAGGUAUAGGAAAGCCUGGCCAAGACGGGAUCCCAGGACAGCCAGGCUUUCCAGGUGGAAAAGGAGAACAAGGUUUACCCGGUUUGCCAGGACCUCCUGGUCAACCUGGGAUGGGGAAGCCAGGUUUCCCAGGGCUUAAAGGGGAGCGUGGCAUACCUGGUCUUCCAGGGCCAAUUGGGCCUAAAGGUGAGAAAGGUCACGUGGGCCCACCUGGCAUGGGUGGACCACCAGGAGAGCCAGGGCAAGCAGGGUUGCCAGGACUAAUGGGCCCCUCAGGUGGCAUGGGGUUCCCGGGCCCCAAAGGGGAAGCUGGGGCUGUUGGGCCUCAGGGGCCUAUUGGUCCAAAAGGUGAGCUUGGAUUACAGGGUUUUCCUGGAAAGCCUGGUUUCCCAGGGGAGGUGGGGCCUCCUGGCCUGAGAGGUUUGCCUGGUCCGAUGGGACCUAAAGGAGAAGCUGGUCACAAAGGUUUGCCAGGAGUUCCUGGUGCUCAGGGGCCUAUCGGACCUAAAGGAGAACCUGGAAUCCCAGGAGCUCAAGGUCACCAAGGCCCUUCUGGAAUCCCAGGCACUGCAGGUCCCGGUGGUCCCAUUGGACCUCCAGGACUUCCUGGGGCUAAAGGUGAACGCGGCUUACCAGGCCCACCAGGGUUUCCAGGAAUGGGAAAACCGGGCAUUACUGGGAUGCAAGGACCACCUGGAAAGCCUGGAUCAGCCGGUGCUCCUGGCCAGCCAGGCCUCCAGGGACCUCCUGGGCCCCCUGGACCCCCCGGUCCCCCAGUAAUAAUACAACCCACACCACCAGCUAUGGGACAGUAUUUGCCUGAGGUGGGUCCAGGUGUUGAUGGAGUGAAGACCCCAUAUGGCUAUAUGAAGAAGAAAAGCAAACAUGGCAGUGCUGCUUUGGAGAUGCCAGCUUUCACAGCUGAGCUCACCACUCCUUUCCCACGAGUUGGGGUGCCUGUGAUGUUCGACAAGCUUCUCUAUAAUGGCAGACAGAAUUACAAUCCCCAGACUGGAAUCUUCACCUGCGAAAUCCCUGGGAUCUAUUACUUUGCCUACCACAUACACUGCAAAGGGGGGAAUGUCUGGGUGGCUUUGUUCAAGAACAAUGAGCCACUGAUGUACACGUAUGAUGAAUACAAGAAAGGCUUCCUGGACCAAGCUUCUGGAAGUGCUGUUAUCCAACUGAUGCAAGGAGACAGAGUUUAUAUCCAGAUGCCCUCUGAACAGGCAGCGGGACUUUAUGCUGGGCAAUACGUCCACUCAUCUUUUUCAGGGUAUUUAUUGUAUCCCAUGUAAACCAAACACUUGGACAAAAUGAAAACUCUUCUCUUUUUUCUGUGUUUCAAACCUAUACCAUUGAAAGAUGCAUUUAAUGAUUCUUGCUUUGUUUUGUUUUGGACCAACAUGUACAAUCAUUCAAAUAAAAUUACUGUACAACUUUAAGUGCUCUGUACAGCUUGUUAUGAAGGAAAAGAAAGUGGUGAGAAAUCCAAUGAGGAAUCUUGUUUCCUGCUGUACACCGAAAACUACCAGCCUUUGCCUGUUCCAUUUCAAUGAGGAUAGUAUCAUGUUUGGGGGGUCUCAUGACAUCAGUUCGUUCUAUUGUUUGUUUACCUGAAACAUUCUGCUAAAAUUGUUUCUUUUUUAAAGAAACAGAGAUGCUUGCUUUAUAGAACUGUACUUAAGAAUUUGUUUUAAAAAACAACAACAAGAACAACACUGAUGUAAAAUCAGGUUAAUGAUCUUACAAUAAAAGCCAAAAUAUUAUCCUUGCCCUAAAUCCUCCUCCCCCCCCCCCCUUUGAACAAUGGAUCCUCUUCUGAUCUGCUGGAAACUUUAAAAGGUGGCAAGUUAGAUUUGAAGAUUUGGGAAAUGAAUGCCUUCACUUCAGAUAAAACUUCACGACAAAAUGUUUUAUGUGCUGAGAAGCCAAUUCAUGUUAGUAUAAAGCAGGCUAGUCACAACCACCACGUAGACUGAUCAAUGUUCUUCUAGACCAGUGCUCCAAACGUUGAUCCUCCAGAUGUUUUGGACUUCAGCUUCCAGAAUUCCAUACUGUUGCCCAAGCUGGCUGGGACCUCUGGGAGUUGAAGUCCAAAACAUUUGAAGCACCAAAGUUUGGGAAUCCCUGCUCUAGACUCUGAUAUAAGGACUGGCAAGGUGCUUGACACUCAGGCAAGAGUGAAACAUCUGAGUCAUGGAUAUAAAAGGAUUGAUCCCAAACAAGCACAGUGCUGUGGGCUUGAGCUAGACAAAGUUAAACCCUUUUAGGUUGCUUUGGUUUCAAUGGUGGAGAGCUUUAAAUGCACAUCAGUAGGAGAGCCUGGCCCUAUUGUUAGGUUGAAUGACAUUACUCCAUCCUCACCACAGAUGGCAGAUGGUAAGAGGAAGAAAACAGCCGUGAAGGCUAGAAGAUAUAACUGAGGAUAUUCCAAAUUCUGUUCUGCAGCUUGCCCCUGAAAUAGACCACUGGCUUUCAGUAUAAUGGAGGAUGUUAUCUGCAGGGCUUCCAUGAAGAAAAAGAAGUAGUCAUAGAAUCAUAGAGUUGGAAGAGACCACAAGAGCCAUCCAGCUCAACCCCC